Molecule: messenger RNA, 276 nt
Organism: Penicillium samsonianum
Lineage: Eukaryota; Fungi; Ascomycota; Eurotiomycetes; Eurotiales; Aspergillaceae
Exons: 1
Coding region: 1-276 (91 amino acids)
Source: RefSeq, a predicted model, not a curated record
AUGGAGUCUCUCAUCGCCCGCUUCGAAGUACUCUCUAUCCUCCCUCAGUACCUGAUAGUUGGCGCGAUUGCCGCGAUUCUCAUUCCGAUCGUUUCAGGUCUUUUCGUCGGUUGCGUAUUGAUCGCGUCGACGUUGGGCUUGAUUGAUUGGGAUCGCUCCGGCUCGAAGAAACAAGCGACUGCCAGGGUCGAUCAAAUUCCUGAUUCGUCUGAGAAAACGGCGAGUCUCUUGAACGCUGGCCGGGCUAAAACCGAUGAUGGAAAGGGACGUCUUUAA